This is a messenger RNA of Phlebotomus papatasi, 4101 nucleotides long. RefSeq lists its product as uncharacterized. NCBI's taxonomy places the organism in Eukaryota, Metazoa, Arthropoda, Insecta, Diptera, Psychodidae. Bases 1 to 4101 code for a protein of 1366 amino acids. The record is from RefSeq and is a predicted model, not a curated record. The transcript has a single exon. Gene Ontology annotation, biological process: DNA integration. Gene Ontology annotation, molecular function: nucleic acid binding.
AUGGAUCCAGUUCAGGAAGAGGUUGAUCAACCUGUGAAACCUCAUGUGAAACCAGUAGCCGCAAAGGAGGUUGUACCUCAGACACAGAAGACUCCUGAACAGUCACCAACUACUUCUUCAACCAUCACUACUCAUCACUCCGCAGUUCAACGCAAGGCAUUGCUGCCAACCGCGGUUGUCAACGUGAGGGAUGUUUACGGCAAGUAUCAGGCUUGUCGAGUGCUUAUUGAUGGCGGAGGAGAGUGCACGAUGAUGUCAGAAGAGUGCGCUCAGAGACUUGCUUUACCUAGAUCCAAAGCUAGGAUUGCUGUUCAUGGAGCUGGAGAAGUGAAUGUAGGCUACACAAAAGGGCUAGUCCACCUGGAAGUCGUCUCAAGAUAUGAUCCGAAUGACAAAAUCGAGGUCCAAGCUUAUGUGAUGGAGAAGGUUACUUCCAAGUUGCCUUCCAUGGAUCUCUCAGGAUUUAAGUGGGAUCAUCUCAAGAGCCUGCAGCUUGCUGAUCCUCAAUAUACCGUUCCGGGGAAGAUAGACAUCAUUCUUGGGGCUGAAUACGCUUUUGAGAUCAACUUGCCGCAAACACUGAAAGGAGACUCUGGACAACCAAUAGCUCAGCUUACCAUUUUCGGAUGGAUUGUGGGUGGUCGGAUCGAUAGCCCACUCAACAGCAUCACUUCACUGCAUACGCAUUACAACUUGGAUGAGAUGCUAAAGAGAUUUUGGGAAGUUGAGGAGAGCUACCUCGACAAACAACCGCUACUCACAGAGGAAGAGGCCAUGUGUGAAGAACACUUCACACAAACACACACAAGGGACGACACAGGCCGUUAUGUCGUCAAAUUGCCGUUCAAAAAGGAUCAUAAACCAUUGGGAAAUUCAAGCUCAACAGCGCUGGCUCGUUUCCAGUCUUUGGAAAGGAAGCUAUCCCGAGACCCAGACUUCCAUAAACAAUACAAGGCGUUCAUGGGGGAAUAUAUUGGCUUGAAUCAUAUGGAACUAGUGACUGGACAUGAUCUGAAACCUGAGGAUGAGUUGUAUUUCUUGCCACAUCAAGCUGUUCUCAGACCUACAAGUGAGACAACCAAACUGAGAGUUGUCUUUGAUGCGUCAGCAACUACUCGCCCGAACAAUCCCUCGCUCAAUGAUAUACUGGCGAUUGGUCCUACCCGACAGGAUGACCUGCUUGUGUUGCUUUUGCGUUUUCGAACGUACAAAGUAGCUAUGUCCGCUGACGUAGAAAAGAUGUACCGGCAGAUUCUGGUGGCAAGUGAAGACAGAGAUUACCAAAGAGUGUUCUGGAGGACAAGUUCUCAGGAGAAGAUUCAGAUAUUUCGACUUUGCACCGUGACGUAUGGUACCUCAAGUGCACCGUUUCUUGCUGUGAGAGUUCUUCAUCAAAUUGCUAUGGACUACAAGGAUGAUUAUCCAGAGGCCUGUGAAGUUAUCUCCACAUCAUUUUACAUGGAUGAUUUGCUAUGUGGAGCUGAGUCCAUCGAAGAAAGCAAGAAACUUCAAAAGGAGAUUCAGGAUAUUCUAGGCAAGGGACAUUUUGUUCUUAGAAAAUGGGCAUCUAACUCUAGUGAGGUUCUAGAUCAAGUUCCGCCUGAUCUCCAAGCUAUUACACCCGACGAGGUCAAAGCACACACCAAAUCUAUCUCAGCCCUUGGGCUUAAGUGGUCACCAGGUCCAGACAACUUUUCUUUGGUUAUUGAUGCUCUACCCCUGGUAAGGACGAAACGAGAUUUGUGUGCUGCUGCAGCAAAGGUGUUUGACCCAUUGGGAUUUAUCUGCCCUGUCACGAUAAAUCUGAAGAUGAUGUUCCAAUCUCUUUGGCUCAUUCCUAACCUUAAAUGGGAUGAUGAACUGCCAGAUGAUACAGCGAGAGCCUAUGAGAGAAUGCAGACUGAAUUUUCCUUAAUUCAGAAAAUAGUCAUUCCGAGAGCGAUUCCAACUCAGAAGGAUGUAAUUGAAAUUCAUGGAUUCGCUGAUGCAUCAGAGCGAGCGUACGGAGCUGUCAUCUACGCGAAGGGAAUGGAUGCUGAUGGGAACAUCGAGAUCAACAUUGUGAUCGCCAAAUCCAAAGUGGCUCCCCUAAAACCAAUCACAAUCCCAAGAAUGGAGCUUAAUGCUGCUGUUUUGCUUACACAACUGGUCACAAAGGUCAAAGAUUCUCUGGGAAACAAGAUGGUGGAAGUUCAUGCGUGGUCUGACUCUACAAUCGUUCUUCAAUGGCUUCAAGAACCACCCAGGACAUGGAAUAAUUAUGUAGCUAGGCGUGUUUACGCUAUUCAAGAAGUCGUUCCACCCACUCAUUGGCGCCAUGUGCCUACGGCACAAAAUCCGGCAGAUUGUAUUUCCAGAGGAGUAUCCCCAAAGGAUCUUUUGGAUCAUCCCUUGUGGUGGCAUGGACCACAAUGGCUGAGUGAGAGUGAAGAGAAGUGGCCAGAGAACAAGGUGAAGAGGGGGAAAACAGGCGAAGAGAGAUCCUCCCAUGCAGUUUCCCUCGUGACGCAAAACCAAAUAGACCCUCUUGAUCUGCUGAUUGAGAGAACUUCCGGACACCUGAAGACCGUACGGUACCUAGCUUACUGGCUCCGUUAUAUUGGAAAUCUGAGGGUCAAGGAAGAAGAGCGAAAGACGGGUUUCCUGACAGUUAGUGAGUUGCAGAAUGCCACAACUUGUAUUCUCAAACACAUUCAGCAAAAAGCAUUUCCGGUUGAAUACAAGAGCUGUGGCCAAGGACACCCUCUUCCGAGAUCGAGUAAGUUGCUGAAACUUGUUCCUUUCCUGGACAAAGAUGGACUGAUGCGGGUUCAAGGCCGACUGGCAAACUCAAACAUGGAUUACUCCACACAGCACCCCAUCAUCUUGCCAUCUACUAACAAAUUUGUGAGAGACCUGAUAGUGUUCACCCAUGAGAUGAAUCUUCAUGCUGGACCGGCGAUUCUGAUGAACACUUUACGCACGAAAUAUUGGAUUCUUGGGCUCAGGAAUCUUGUCAAGGGCAUCACCAGGAAGUGUGUGAAGUGCAUCAAGGCGAAACCAACCACUGAGACACCGUUUAUGGGCGACUUGCCUGCAGCUAGAGUCCAACAGAACAGGCCAUUUUACCAGACGGGUUGUGAUUUCGCGGGACCCAUCAAGAUUCGCGCAUCCAAGCUGAGGAAGGCUCCGGUCAUGAAGGCCUACAUAUGUGUAUUCAUAUGCAUGACCACGAAGGCGAUGCAUCUUGAGGCCGUCAGUGAUCUGACCACUGACGCUUUCCUGGCGAGUCUACGGAGAUUUACUGCACGUAGAGGGCAUUGUCACACAAUUUUCUGUGACAAUGGUACUAAUUUCCUUGGUGCAUCAGGGACAUCCCGUGAAGAAAGGCUCAAGGGAAUCCGUACCCACCAGCACAAGGUGACUUCAGAGAUGUCAGGUAAUGGAACACGAUUUAGUUUCAUUCCAGCCCAUUCACCCACGUUUGGAGGUCUUUGGGAACGUGGGGUUUCCAGUGUGAAAUCUCAUCUUCGACGAGUGCUGGGGGAAAGUCUGCUGACUUUCGAGGAACUAGCAACAGUUCUGGCACAAAUAGAAGCGUGCCUGAACUCACGCCCACUCUGUGCGAAGUCUUCGGACCUAGAUGACAAUGAACCAUUGACACCCGGCCAUUUCCUGGUCGGACACGCCAUGAAUCUGACCCCUGACCCAGAUUUGCUUGAAGUUAAUCCCAACCGUUUAAGCCGAUGGUUACUACUUCAGCGCAUGGUGCAACAUUUCUGGAAGCGCUGGCAUAUGGAGUAUAUCACAUCGCUUCAACACAGACCCAAAUGGUACGAGAAGAAGAGGAACCUCUGUGUUGGAGAUUUAGUGCUGCUUCGAGAUAACCUUCUCAAACCCACUUACUGGAGAAUGGGAAGAGUCACUGCUGUCCAUCCGGGCAAAGAUGACAUCGUUCGGGUCGCAACAGUGAAGACAUCCGACGGCAUGCAGAAACGGGCAGUCAAUACCUUGGCCUGGCUGCCCACAGACGGUUUCUUGAGCCCCUCCAGGACUCAAGAGGGGGAAAAUGUGGGAAAUGAAGACGAACAAAAGGCCAACCGUCGCAAACAUUUGAAUUGA